CCUAGCACGAGCAAAGCCACUCGAUCUUCAUCUUCAGUAUACAGAGUUGCAUGAAGUACUACGGUGAUUGAUAUCACCGAAUGUAUCUUCAGCAUAGUGUUCGCCUUGACUGGUUUGAGUGAAUUCCUUCUGUAACUAAUGCUUCUGGGAGAGCGAACCAAAAAGAAGAGUUAAGAAAAGCGUGAUGAUGCAAGCUCUGAAAAAAGUGGCCAUCUUCAUAUUUUAGGCGCUCGUGAUAACAAGUACAUCUGAAGGCACUCAGUAAAGGAACCGGUUACUUUUCACCUCUACAAAUCUGGGCUUAUCUUCCCGUGCAACAGCAUAGUGUUCGCCUUGAACGAGAAGAAAUGAUCCUUUGAGAUUCUGAUGAUCCAAGCGUUAUUUGUUGUUUUUUUCAGAGGAAAGAAGAGGUUCCUGAUUUCGAUGUUGCACUCAAGUUUUCGAAAUUACGAGAGACGAGUGAGAGACUCUAAGUUUUUCAAAACCGAUCAAGGCCGCUUCGCUAGUAGCACAUGAACAACAUGUGUUUUUCCCAUAUUUGUGUUUUUUCAGGUGGGUUGUUUUCUGAGGUCGUGGGGAGAAUUUUUUGAAAUUUUUGGUACAGUAAAACUUGUGUGUAUCCCACGCACUUAAUGACGAAUCCCCCAAGUUUGUGAAGUGACCAUUUUUUGCAAAAGCGUAGUUGCGGAUAGUUUUUUCCACUACUUGUCCCCCAGCAAACCGUAUAGAAAAAGUUUAAGUUGUUUCAGUUUCCCGACCCACUAGUUCAACUACUUGUGAUUUUGGGUGGUCUGAUGUAGUGAAGUCACGUCUUCAAGAAGAUCACGUUGUAUGCAAAUCUUCUAGCGACGUGCGACAUCAAUUACCAUUACCCUUCAGUACUUGUUAGCGACCUCAAAAAAAUGGCAUCAAUCGCAAUAGGGCGAUCCUCCCUCCUUGCAAGGGGAAGCAUUUCGGCGACGCCUCUACUCGUUGGAAGUGGUCGGUCAGCCUCCUCAAGUUUUACUACAGAGAACCUCAAUAGCUCUCGCUUAGUACGUGGUUUAUCUACAACUUCCAGCGGUUCAUUUCGUGCCGGCUCAAGUCCUCUGAUGAUGAUGAACCACGGCUCUUUUACAUCAUCGUCCGUGAGCCGAGCGUUUGCAACUUCUGCGGCAGCCUCAAAGGGAGCUCCUGCCGCAAAGGGAGGAGGAUCGGCGUCCAAGAAGAAGACGAUCAUGACGGUAACCUCGCGGGCAGGAGAUAGAGUGACGGAACUCAUGGGCCUCGAAGAAAGUACCGGAAUCAGAAUAUCCCUUCGACAGCGCGGAUGCAGUGGAAUGAGCUACGUCAUGGAUUUUCAGAAGGUAUUUUGGAUAUAGACAAUAGGAUCCAACUCCUAAUAGUAGGGUCUCCAUAACUCCUAGUAGUAUACAACUCUACUGCUCGUUUUCAUUUUUCGUUGAGGACCAAUUUUUAGAUUUCCAGAUGUUGAAUUGAAGUCUCGAUCGCUGAAUCUGUUUAGAGGUACAACUUUUACCCUAGCAAUAAAUGAACUUCUUCCCCCAUCAUCAUUUUUUUGUCUAUAAUCUUAUCAAAUUGUGCCUCUGUAAUUCACCACAAACUACAAAACAAAGGACGAGCCCAAAAAGUUUGACGAAGUUAUUGAGUUUGUGGAUUCUAGUGGGAAAGCAGGACGUGUUAUCGUGGAUGGCAAAGCGGUGCUUUUUUUAGUGGGAACAGAGAUGGAUUAUGUAGCGGUCGAGAUGGGGUCGGAGUUUGUCUUCAACAAUCCUAACAAAAAGAGUUCCUGUGGAUGCGGACAGAGUUUCAACGUGUGAAGGAGAUAUGCAUGGGAAGAAUUAUUGACGAUAGGACUGGACUGACUACUUUUCCUUGAUCUCUAGAGCAACUUUUCGAAAAAUAGAACAGCGUAGGCGACUCGGCAAUCUCUCUAGACGAGCAAGGCCCCACAACGUCUCUCAAGCUCACCUUCUUGUAGUACAACAUCUGCGCUUGUAGAACAAGAGCAUCGUAGGAACACAAGUUCAGUACCUCCAGAUCUGAGUCUUUGUUCCUACAGGGUGCCUCAGAAUAGUUUCGGACCCACGCCUACGGCAGAGACAAGGGGAUAGAAGAAGCGGCGAAGUCUACUGCGCUCGAGUGCCGCCGCAAGCUCGCGAGUCGCGACGCACGCACGCGUCAACGGAUAAUCUAUUCCAGCGGCUCAUAUUACAGGCCCUUGAACAGCGACCAGGCAGUCAGUUCCAUUCUGCUGAAGAACCUAAGUUGACGCGUGAUGUAGGACCUUCCCACACCUAACGGGGCAUGAGAACAUCAUUCACAACUAUUUUUAUGCAGAGAUCUGCACUGAAGCUGAACCUAGUGCGAUAUUAAUUGUAUUGUAUUCCCUAUGAAGUUGUGAGGAACACAGGAUCACAGGAUUAUCUCAU
Amoebophrya sp. A25 is the source of this 2432-nucleotide messenger RNA. NCBI's taxonomy places the organism in Eukaryota, Dinophyceae, Syndiniales, Amoebophryaceae. The record is from the annotation of a GenBank genome assembly.